AUGAGCAGCCGUACGAAAUUUAAAAAAGCAGGCACAGGCCGCAAAGAACCAUCGGCACCAAAGAUCGUCGACGAACGUCAGCUACUUGCCGCUAAAUUCGAUAAAAUCAAAGAAAGCGACCAUCUCGACGCCAGGCUAGGAUUCUCCAGAUUUGAGGAGGGAGGAGCGCGGGAGGCGUGGCUGGUGAAUAUGCACCCCACGCUCAUCGAAGAUGACGACUACAUUGGUGGAAAAGCAGCCGUUGACUUUUACUUCCUCGAGGACGAUGGCGGAAUGUUUAAAUCUACGAUAACCUACGAGCCUUAUUUCUAUUUAUCUUGCAAGCCAGGCACAGAAGCUGCUGUCGAAGAAUGGCUUUUACGGCGGUUUGAAUCGCUUAUCUAUAAGAUUGAACGCAUUUACAAGGACGAUCUUAAGGCACCCAACCACCUCCUCAGCCUCCCGAAAGUUUAUCUACAGCUUAAAUUCAGGAACGUUCAAGACCUCCUCACCAUUCGCAGAGAAGUUCUCCCGCUUGCUCAAUCAAAUGCCGAGAAGAGAUCUGCCGUCGAUGCGUACGCUGACGUCGUCGCUUCUGCUGACCAAGAUAUCACCCUUGAAAACUCCGGAAACGACGCUAAAAGCAAAGAAGAUCCCUCGCAGUUAAUCGUAGACGCACGCGAGUAUGACGUACCAUAUUACUUACGCGUUGCAACUGAUUUAGGUAUACGAGUUGGUAUGUGGUACACCGUCUCAGCAAGCGAGGGCAAAAUAAAACUGGAAAAAGUUGAACACCGUGUUAAGCGCGCUGAACCAGUCGUCAUGGCGUAUGAUAUUGAAACGUGUAAGGCGCCUCUUAAGUUCCCAGACAGCGCCGUCGAUCCCAUCAUGAUGAUCUCUUAUAUGGUAGACGGCCAGGGAUACCUCAUCACCAACCGCGAAAUUGUCUCUGAAGACAUCCACGAUUUCGACUACACUCCCAAAGACGAGUACGAUGGCCCUUUCUCAAUCUUCAACGAGCCCGAUGAGGCUGGUGUCUUGAAACGCUUCUUCGAGCACAUCAGACAGGUUCAACCCACCGUCAUGGCUACUUACAACGGUGAUUUCUUCGAUUUUCCUUACGUCGAUGCUCGCGCCACUGCAAAUGGUUUGAGUCUCUACGCCGAGACAGGUUUCGAGAGGGACAAUGAGGAUGAGUAUAAAAGUGCAACUUGUUCACACAUGGAUUGUUUCAGAUGGGUGAAGCGGGAUUCCUAUCUCCCCCAGGGUAGUCACGGUCUCAAAGCUGUCACUGUUGCCAAACUCGGCUACAACCCCAUUGAACUUGAUCCAGAGCUCAUGACACCAUACGCCAUUGAGCAGCCGCAAGUGCUCGCUCAGUAUUCGGUGUCUGACGCCGUAGCUACUUACUACCUCUACAUGAAAUAUAUCCAUCCUUUCGUCUUCUCCCUCUGCAACAUUAUACCUCUCAACCCCGACGAUGUCCUUCGCAAGGGUUCUGGCACGCUCUGUGAAACUCUGCUCAUGGUCGAGGCUUACAGUGCUGGCGUCAUAAUGCCCAACAGACACGUCGACCCACAAGGCAGUAUGUAUGAAGGACAUCUGCUGUCGUCAGAGACUUAUGUCGGUGGUCACGUCGAAGCGUUGGAAGCUGGUGUGUUCAGGAAUGACAUAGCUACUGAUUUCAAGAUUGUCCCCAAGGCUAUUCAGCAGCUCAUUGAUGACCUCGACAACGCACUCCAGUUCUCCAUUGUCGUCGAGGAGAAGAAGAGGUUGGAGGAUGUGGAGAAUUACGAGCAAGUCAAGAAUGAGAUCAAGGGGGUUUUGGAGAAUCUUCGUGAUAAUCCCGUCAGACAAGAUCCACCGUUGAUCUACCAUCUUGACGUUGCUGCCAUGUAUCCGAAUAUCAUGUUGUCAAACAGGCUACAGCCAGAUGCCGUGGUUGAUGAGGGAAUGUGCGCAGCAUGUGACUACAACACCCCCGAUAAGCAGUGUGAUAGGCGUUUGACAUGGGCUUGGCGUGGUGAAUUUUUCCCUGCAAAGCGAGAUGAGUACAAUAUGAUUAGACACGCACUCGAAUCGGAGUCUUUCCCUGGUCGUCAGAUAGGUGCGCCCAAGAGACGCUUUGUCGAGCUCUCGCCUACUGAACAGUCCGCUCUAAUACAGAAGCGUCUUGGGGAUUACUCGAGGAAGGUUUAUCGCAAAACACACGAUACCAAAAUCAUCAACCGUGAAGCUAUAAUCUGUCAGCGCGAAAACCCGUUCUACAUUGACACAGUUAGGGCGUUUCGCGAUAGACGGUAUGAGUACAAAGGUUUUCACAAGCAGUGGAAAGGUAAAUUAGACAAUGCAAAUGAAGAGGGCAGUUUGUCUGCCUCAGUUGAGGCUAAGAAUAUGAUAACUCUUUACGACUCCCUUCAACUCGCCCACAAGUGCAUUCUUAACUCUUUCUACGGUUAUGUCAUGCGUAAAGGUGCGAGAUGGUAUUCUAUGGAGAUGGCAGGUAUAACUUGCUUGACUGGUGCGACUAUCAUCCAGAUGGCUCGUCAGCUCGUCGAACAGAUUGGCAGACCGCUUGAAUUAGAUACUGACGGUAUUUGGUGUAUGCUUCCAGGCUGCUUUCCUGAAAACUUUAAAUUCACUCUUAAGGGCGGCAAAACCAUGGGCUUCUCUUACCCAUGUGUUAUGCUUAAUCACCUUGUCCACGGAAAAUUCACCAACGACCAAUACCACACUCUCACCAACAAGGACAAAGGGGAGUAUGAAAUGCAUUCGGAGAAUAGUAUUUUCUUCGAAUUGGAUGGACCAUAUCGUGCGAUGAUCUUACCUGCCUCCAAAGAAGAAGAUAAGCUGCUGAAGAAGCGAUACGCGGUGUUCGAAGAGGACGGUUCUUUAGCAGAAUUAAAGGGAUUCGAAGUGAAGCGCAGGGGUGAACUGCAGCUCAUCAAAUUCUUCCAAAGCGAAAUUUUCAGUAAAUUUUUGUUAGGAUCGACGACAAAGGAGUGCUACGAUGCUGUCGCCAAAGUUGCGGACCAAUGGCUGGAUAUUCUCUUCGGUAAAGGUUCCACUUUAUCUGAUGAGGAGCUAGUUGAACUGAUUUCCGAGAAUCGAUCAAUGAGUAAAACACUUGCCGAGUACGAGGGUCAGAAAUCCACCUCCAUAUCAACAGCUCGCAGACUUGCAGAGUUCUUGGGUGAGCAGAUGGUCAAAGAUAAGGGUCUUAGUUGUCGAUACAUUAUUUCUGCCAAACCAUUCGGUGCUCCUGUUACUGAAAGAGCUGUACCGGUUACCAUCUUCACUGCUGAACAGUCUAUCAAAUCUCACUAUCUGCGUAAAUGGCUGAAGGAUAACAGUCUGACUGACUUUGAUAUUAGAAGCAUUCUCGAUUGGGAUUACUAUAUUGAGAGAUUCGGUUCAGUUGUUCAAAAAAUUAUCACUAUUCCAGCAGCCCUGCAGAAGAUACCCAACCCAGUCCCACGCAUCGCUCACCCGGAUUGGCUCUACAAGAGAAUAGCGAAUUCGGAUGACAAAUUCAGACAGCACAAGCUGACUGAUAUGUUCGAGAAGCAGAGAGAGGUUAACCAGGACAUGGAGGACUUGGGCAUCGGUCCAUCUGUCAAUGGCAAACCGAAGCAGGCAGCAGUGCGCAAGAAAAACCGUCAGCAGCUCGAGGAGGAAGAGUAUGAGAGAGUCAUGUCCAUCCCUGUCCCAGAUGCCGAUGAGGAUUACAGUGCAUUCAUUAGAGUAAUGCGUAAGCGUUGGAAGUUGCAGAGGGCAUAUAAGAGGAAGCAUGGAUCGAAGGCUUCGAGGAAUCAAGCAGGCGUUUCGCGUCAGACUGCUCUUGGUAUGUUCCAAGACCGCUCUGUUGGAUUUAGUGGGAGUGCUUGGGAUAUAGUGCAAAUCUAUCCCUCCGUUAGACCUGGUGAAUUCAGGUUGUGGUUAAGCCUUGGCGGUAAUUUCCAACAAGUCCGCUUGAGGAUACCGAGGGAGUUCUAUCUCAACCUCAAAAAUGCACCUGGUGAAGGUGAAUUUGCGGAAGAGUAUAUGGCUGAGAGGGUCUUGACUGUCCCUGAGCGACUCUACGUCGACAAUGAGUCUCACUUCAAGAAUCUGACGAGUAACAUAAAUGUUGACAGUGUCUACGAGAUGCAGGUACCACUUAUUGAUCGUGCGUUGAUCAGGCUGGGAUCAAAGUGCGCACUUUCGAAAGCAUCAACUGGUGGACUAAGCAAGGGUCUUGACCGCGGUUUCGAAUUAGUGGAGCUCUCCAAUGCAGCUCAAAAUUCUAAAACCUAUCUGCAAAACUUCAACCAGCUGCGGUACAUCUACAUGUUCCACGCUUACGUAGAUCGCCGCCACAUAUAUAGUGUCUUCUCUCCAGAUGGUGAAUGCAAGAUAUUUAUUGUGGAUUCAUCCAGUAGGACGCGUCCACAGCUGCCAAAUUUGGACAAGGUCUAUGGACAGAGUUAUGAAAGUUAUCUAUCCCGUAAAUCUGAGGAGAACGACGAGGCAUUUGAGUAUAGUUCUGAAAUGUCUUUUGAAGUUACUUUCCACGGUGGCGAACAGUCUGCUGUCAAGAACAUGUUCAGAUAUCUCAAUACCCUUGGUGGUCAGAGGCAAGGUCCUACAAUUGUUGUCCUAAACUCGCCCCAAUCGCAAUCCUACUUCUCUCAAUUUGGUGACGGACUAAACAAUUACCCUGUCAUUGCAGUGCCCACGUCCCGCAAAGAUUUGAGUAUCGACGAGAGUCUGAUGUGGCUGCCGAAGAUAUCUAAGAGGAUGAUUGGUAUGUACUUCCGUAUGUCGGCUUGGAUUCACGAGAGGAUCGGGCUGGCUAAGCAUUAUGACGUCCCUGUUGGUAACAUAGAGAGGGACGCCCCUAUACAGCUGUCUGACAUAUCGUUUGCUAGGCGAUUAAUUAAAAGUGAUAUCCUACUUUGGUGGUCUCAUUCGUCGAAGCCUGAUCUCGGUGGACGUGAACAGGAUGUGCCUCCUCAACAAUUUGCAGACGAAGGCGGUGGGCCUGAAGAGUUCUCAAACCCUGGCACAUUUUCAAACGUCGUACUUGAAGUUGAGUUGCGAGAUAUUGCCGUCAACUCUAUCCUUCAGUCGUCGCUUGUAAAUGAGAUGGAAGGUGCAGGAUCUGCAGCUACUGUCUUUGACAGUACAUCACACACCAUAGAUGAGUAUACAAAAGGGCAGGCCAAAGCUUCUGUCACGUUGGGAGAGGCUGUCGUGUCAUCGCAGGUCUUCUCCAUUCUCAAGUCGAUGGUCAAAAGCUGGUAUCUAGAUAAGGCAAAGUCAGCUGACGGACAGAGUGCAUUUGGACAUUUAUUGGUUGAUCAUUUGCUCAGGUGGAUCUCUUCACCAGUGUCACGACUCUUCGAUCCAGGUAUUCAUCGCUUCCUGCGAGGACUAAUGAAGAAAGUAUUCUUGCAGCUUUUAGCGGAAAUCAAGAGACUUGGUUCAGGUAUAGUUUAUGCGGACUUUGGACGAAUUUUCAUCCUCACAUCGAAACCAACUGCUGGCUCAGCUGCCGCGUACGCACAGUACAUUCUCUCGGCUACAACCUCGGCUGAAUUGUUCAAGCACAUUACACUUACGACGGUAAACUUCUGGGACUAUCUGGUGUGGAUGGAUCUGUCCAAUUUCGGUGGUGUCGUCAAUCACGCUCCAAAUUCAUCCUCUCCGCCUGAGGAGUUCCAUGUCGAUAUGAAGUGGAACGUCCCACAGUAUCUCCCACCAGCUUUGCAAAACUACUUUGAUAUAGUCAUAGCUGAGUAUAUCUACGCCAUGUAUUCUGAGAAACGCAAGAUGGGUCUACAAUACAGAAAACCACUGCGAGCGAUCGCUAACGAAGGAGGCGAGGUUGCGGUUGAUGAUUACAAAAAGCAAGAAAUAGACUUUGAGAGGAAUUUGAUCACGCGUGUGAUCACUAGGAGACUACUCAAGAUAGUCACCGAGAUGUCUCGCAAACAGUCGGAAGCGGCGACGGAGUUGGCGAGCGGUGUGGAAGACAACGAAGAGGCCAACAUGUUUAUCUUCCCUCUCCUUCCAGGCUCACAGGGUAAUAUGAAGAACCCAACGUUGGAAUUUGUUAAGAGUGUGUGCACUGUGUUAGGGUUGUCUAGAGAUGUUGCUAUUGAGGUGACAGUACUGAAACGCAACCUGCUGGAUAUAUUGAAAGUACGAGAAUUCUCCGAGGAUGCCCAAUUCAAGCCGCCUUGUGAAAGCUUUAAGGUGACAGGUGUGGUGUGCAAAGCAUGUACAUUUGUUCAGGAUCUCGACCUCGUGCGUGAUGUAGAGCUUCUUGAAGAAGAAUGGCCAUGUGCUUCCUGCGGUCGCUCACAGGACAAGAUGGAGGUGGAGCUGUCACUGUUAGGUGUUGUAGACAAGCUGGUUGCUGGGUUCGCCGUGCAAGAUCUCAAAUGCUCCAAGUGUGGCACGAUUAGUGGGUGCUGA
Molecule: messenger RNA, 6441 nt
Organism: Wallemia ichthyophaga EXF-994
Lineage: Eukaryota; Fungi; Basidiomycota; Wallemiomycetes; Wallemiales; Wallemiaceae
Product: DNA polymerase epsilon catalytic subunit A
Exons: 9
Coding region: 1-6441 (2146 amino acids)
Biological process (GO): base-excision repair, gap-filling; mitotic cell cycle; DNA replication
Cellular component (GO): nucleus; epsilon DNA polymerase complex
Molecular function (GO): DNA-directed DNA polymerase activity; DNA binding; zinc ion binding
Source: RefSeq, a predicted model, not a curated record